Molecule: messenger RNA, 4944 nt
Organism: Cynocephalus volans (Philippine flying lemur)
Lineage: Eukaryota; Metazoa; Chordata; Mammalia; Dermoptera; Cynocephalidae
Gene: MINPP1
Product: multiple inositol-polyphosphate phosphatase 1
Exons: 5
Coding region: 37-1500 (487 amino acids)
Molecular function (GO): acid phosphatase activity; inositol phosphate phosphatase activity
Source: RefSeq, a predicted model, not a curated record
AGCAGCGGCACGGCGCCCUCCGCGAGCCGCGCCGCUAUGCUGCGCGUCCCCAGCCACCUCCUCGGGGCCUCCGUAGCACCCGCCGCGGCCCUGGCGGCGGCGCUUCUCUCGUCGCUCGCGCGCUGCUCUUUCCUGGAGCCGAGGGACUCGGUGGCCUCGGCGCUCAGCCCUUACUUCGGCACCAAGACUCGCUACGAGGAUGUCAACCCCGGGCUGCUGUCGGACCCCGAGGCGCCGCGGCGGGACCCGGAGCUGCUGCAGGACACCUGCACCCCGGUGCAGCUGGUCGCCCUCAUCCGCCACGGCACCCGCUACCCCACGGCCAAACAGAUCCGUAAGCUGAGGCAGCUGCACGGGCUGCUGCAGGCCCGCGGGCCCGCGGGUGGCAGGGACGGCAGGGCCCGCGGCCGCCCGCUGGGCGCCGCGCUGGCGGACUGGCCGCUGUGGUACGCGGACUGGAUGGACGGACAGCUGGUGGAGAAGGGACGUCAGGACAUGCGACAGCUGGCACUGCGCCUAGCCUCUCUCUUCCCGGCCCUCUUCAGCCGCGAGAACUACGGUCGUUUGCGGCUCAUCACCAGCUCCAAGCACCGCUGCGUGGACAGCGGCGCCGCCUUCCUGCAGGGGCUGUGGCAGCACUAUCACCCUGGGUUGCCGCCGCCCGACGUCGCAGAUAUGGAGUGUGGACCUCCAAGGAUUAAUGAUAAACUAAUGAGGUUCUUUGAUCAUUGUGAGAGGUUUUUAGCUGAAGUGGAAAGGAAUGCUACUGCUCUUUAUCACGUAGAGGCCUUCAAAACUGGACCAGAAAUGCAGAACAUUUUAAAAAAAGUUGCAGCUACUUUACAGGUGCCACUAAAUGAUUUAAAUGCAGAUUUAAUUCAGGUAGCUUUUUUCACCUGUUCAUUUGACCUGGCAAUUAAAGGUGUUAAAUCUCCCUGGUGUGAUGUUUUUGACAUAGAUGAUGCAAAGGUAUUAGAAUAUUUAAAUGAUCUGAAGCAGUAUUGGAAAAGAGGAUAUGGAUAUACUAUUAAUAGUCGAUCCAGCUGCACCCUGUUUCAGGAUAUCUUCCAGCACUUGGACAAAGCAGUUGAGCAGAAACGAAGGUCUCAGCCAAUUUCUUCUCCAGUCAUCCUCCAAUUUGGUCAUGCAGAGACCCUUCUUCCACUGCUUUCUCUCAUGGGCUACUUCAAAGACAAGGAGCCCCUAACAGCUUUCAAUUAUAAGGAACAAAUGCAUCGGAAGUUCCGAAGUGGUCACAUUGUACCUUAUGCCUCAAACCUAAUAUUUGUGCUUUACCAUUGUGAAAAUGCUAAGACUCCUAAAGAAGAAUUCCAAGUACAGAUGUUAUUGAAUGAAAAGGUGUUACCCUUGGCUGGCUCACAGGAAAGUGUUUCUUUGUACGAGGAUCUGAAGAACCACUACAAGGACAUCCUUCAGAGUUGUCAAACCAGUGAAGAAUGUAAAUUACCAAAGGUGAACAGCACAUCUGAUGAGCUAUGAGAAACUGGAGAACACUUUUAAUUCUUCAGGAAUCUGUAGAGAGUGAUUACAUGCUUGUAAUAGGUAGGCAAUCCCUUGAUUACAGAAUGCUUUCACAUUAGUUGGACAUUUCUGUCUUUUCACAGAAAAACAUUGAGUUUCUUUUUGGGUCUGGACAAACCAUGUAAGAAAUGAUUCUUCACUGGAGCAGGUCUCUUAAAGGGAAAAAAAUCUAUUCAAAGAAACAGUUGGCACUGCAAAUGUUUACAGAAAUGAAAUUCUUUCUACUUAUACAAGAAAUCUCAUACUGAGAUAGAAAUAUGAUUUCAAAGUGAUACUUGAAAAGUGCUAGAGUAACAAAAUGUAAUCACAAUUGGAUGAUCCAUAAUUUGAUGGAACUAAAUCUAGGAACUUUACCAGUUGUGCUGCAGUGCUCUCUUUUCUCCUCAGGUAGGACAGUGCUAGUAUUAAUUGUCCUUCUUAAUCAGAAAUGUUGCGAGAAGCUGGGAAUAUCUCUUUGGAAGAAAGCUAACAUCUCUCUAGAUGAGAGUUUGAAACAAUGUUAAUCAACAGUCUGUUAAAAUAAAUCAGACACCUUUACUGAAGCAAGACAAAAGUAUAUUAAAAUAAAUAUUUUUGUAAAUAGUAUUUAUAAAAUAUCUGAAUACUUUUUCAAUAAUUCCCUUUAACCUCCUAGUAAGACUUGCAAGGCCAUAUUAAAUUAUCAUACUUUUUUACAUACAUAGAAUGGAAGGACAGAGAGGACCAUAGCAACAAGUCAGAUGGAUAGAAUCAAUGUUUCUUAAAUCCAUUGUUUAGCUAGCUUUUCCGUUCUGUCACUUGGCUUUUAUUUUUAUAUUUUGCUAUUAUAUGAAAUGUAUCUUUUGGUUGUUUGAUUUCUUUUCUUUUUUUUUUUUUUUUUUAAUAAAGCUUACACUGGCUGGCUCAGUUUCACAGAUUUGAACCCAUUUCAAAGAAAUAGUUCUGAGUUCUGUCAAAAGGCCAUGAAAGGAUUUGCGGAUGGCCAGUUGGCUCAGUUAGUUAGAGCACAGUGUUGAUAACACCAAGGUCAAGGGUUUGAAUCCCCUUAUCCAUCAGCCAACAAAAAAAAAAAAAAAAAAAAAAGAAGAAGAAGAAGAAAGUAUUUAAGUAUUUGCUAUAAUAAACAAAAUUCUUGUGACUUUACUACCAGGUCUUUUCUGCUCUGCAUGUCAAAAUAUGAUCAAUAAUUGAUGGGUAAACGUUGGAAUUUCAGUCAGCCUUUAUUCAGGCAAUAUAAGGCAAUUUUCUUCUAAUAGAAAUUUCCUUAAAUGGAUUAUUGUGAAAGCAUUUUAUUUUUGUUAACAUUCACUGAUUUAGGAUUUUUGUUUCAAAUGUGUGGUUAUUCCUAUCAGACAAUACGCAGUAAAAUCUCAAUUUUCUGGAGUUGACUAUGUUAAUUUUCCAGUAAUUUAGUUUUGAGGGACCAUAAGAAAACAAACACAUAUGAAGGACAUGCAUAUGUUUUGUACACAUUGUCAUGUAUGACUUGGAUUAGGACACUUUCAGUUGAUAAAAGUGUAAAAAUUAGUUUUGGGUUUAAAAAAAUAAACUUAAGUAGGAUCUUGUUUAGCACCAAGACUCAAAACAUUUUCUAUUUAAUGCUUAGUCAAUCGAAUUUUUUAGUCAUUGAAGCUAUCAUAUGCUAAUUAAAGAAUAUUAAAUGCUUUCUCUUGGUAAGAAAGCCGCUUGUUGCUUUCACUUUUACAAAAUAUGACUGGGGCACUUUAAAAAUUAUAUCAUAUUAAUCACUGGGUUACGUGACCUUGCCAAUGCCUUCUUACAUAGAUUUUCUACUUUUAAAAAAAGUAGGAUUGAUGAGUAAGUAAAAGAAACAAGCCAGUGUUUGGGGGCUAUAAAUAUAGCAUAUGUGCUACAAAAAGAUGAAGAAGGACCAUUUCAGCAUGGCAUUUUCAGAAACUGAAUUAUUCCAGAAUGGCAAGUAUUCAGAAAUGGAUACGAUAUAGAUUAAUUCAGAUAUUCUUCUCAGAGUACAAAUUCUAGAAGAUAUUGUAGAGAUGUUACAAAAAAAGGAUCCCAGUUGAAAUGACCAUGGGAAACUUGGAGUUCGCUUUCCUAUGGAAUGUCUCAGGCUUUUAACGUGCUAGCUUUGUGACUACAAGGAGGCAUUAUAUAGUAGGUUGCAUUUUCCUCUUUUGUUUGACCUGAGAAUUAUUUUUCAAGAAGCAGCUCCUAUGACUAUGGCAAAUGAGACUAUGCUCUGAAACUUUUGGGGUUAAAUCCAAAAUACAUACCAUUUGGGUUUCUUUCACGUAAGAGGGUGGUAGGUCAUGGGAUUAAAUACACGUAGGAAAUAAAAGUGUACGCAUUGUAAAUUAGAUCAAAUAAAAUAGGUGGGGUCAUUACAGUUUUAUCUUUAAAAAAUAUUGUUUUGUAAUUUAAUUUUCACUUAAAGAAAAAUGGAAAUCCAUUUUAUUAAAAAUAUAAAGUAUCACAACUAUAUAUGGAAAUUCUAAGAAGAUGCAUAGAUCAUUGAUCUUCAAAUGAAUGAUGUUCAUAAAAUAGUCAAUUAGCCAGUAAAUGCUGCUGAUACAUCAGUAUACACUCACUGCUGAUUGUUUCUGCAAAGUUCCGUGUCCUCUUUUUUUUUUCUUUUUAAUUUGUAACUAUGCAGACAAAAAGAAUAUAAUAAUGUGAACCUAUACCCAUACUGUUUUAUCAAAAUUAACAUUGUAUCAUUUGUCUUAGAUCCAAAUAAGAGCCUUUUUAAGGACUUUUACAUACCUCCCUGAUCCUGUUGCCCUCACUACCUGCCUAGAAGUAACCAACAACGUAAAAUUCAAUAUUCAUCAUAUCAUUGCCUGUUUGACUCUGAAAACUUGUAGUAUUGUUGUGGAAGUUUUAAAAUUUUCUAUAAAUGGACUUUAUGUGUCAUUCUUGAAUAAGUGGUUUAUUUUGAUGGCUAUAUUUGCUAUUCAAGACUCUUCUUGAUCCUCAUCAAUUUGUUGCAAAUUAAUACAUUGAAUUCAUCCAUAUCUGUUGUACACUUUUUGUUUACAAACACUAGACCUAGUCUGUGGACAUAUAAAGAUGAAUGAACCUAGUUGUUUUAUUGAAGAAGGUUAUCCUUUUUUUUUUCAAUCAUUAUACAAUGUAACCAUUUUCAUGGCCCUUUCUUCCCUCCCCCUCCCCCUUUACACCCCCAACAACCUUGAUUCUGUUCUCUUCAAAAGUUCCAAGAAUUAUUGUUAUUGUUAUAUCUUUUUUGUUUAUUUUUAUUAGUUCUCACAUAUAAGUGAGAACAUGUGGUAUUUCUCUUUCAGUGCCUGGCUUAUUUCACUUAACAUAAUUUUCUCUAAGUUCAUCCAUGUUGCUACAAAUGGCAGUAUUUCAUUCUUUUUUAUAGCAGAGAAGAGGGUUAUCUUAAAAGACCUCAAAACAAAUUUACUUGUGUCUGACACAUUA